Molecule: messenger RNA, 1419 nt
Organism: Cantharellus anzutake
Lineage: Eukaryota; Fungi; Basidiomycota; Agaricomycetes; Cantharellales; Hydnaceae
Exons: 5
Coding region: 127-1347 (406 amino acids)
Source: RefSeq, a predicted model, not a curated record
CCAGCCGGACUUUGUGACCUCCUCUCAGAUAGCUCUGAUCGUGGUCUGCUGGUGACGUUACGUACGACCCAACUGACAAGGGCUGGCUAAAAUUGACCUGUCAGUCGGUUCCUAAUAACUCUCGACAUGGACGCAGCAUCCAUAGCAGCGUACUGUGCGGUACCGCAAACAGAUUGUAAAGGGUGGUGCCCGGAUGAUGAAAUUGGCGGAGUCCCUGCCAGGGUUGCGACGUACGUUAUUGUUACGGUAUCAGGGCUUUCGAUUGUCGCAAUAAAGAAUUUGUCGGACAAGCGUUUCCUGUAUUGGUUCCAGUACACAAUCUUUUUUAUCCUUACCAUCUCCUCCCUCGUUUUUGGUGGGAUGUUGCGCAACAAAACACUAAGCGCGUAUCAUGCCCUCCUGGCCGCUUAUCUCUCCUUCGGCGCCAACAUUACCAUCACUGUCACUUUUUAUACUCUUCUGUUCAGCCAACGUGCCCUGGAUCUUAUCAUCUUCGUUUUAUCCAACCUACUCUUCAACGUCACUUGUGGCCUGCUGGUGAUAAAGCUUACCGUGAUAAAAUCAUCUAGAAAGAUAUUUGGGUCACAGGCGGCUUGUAAUUCCCGCCUGAACCUCGCGCCGUGGAGAUCCUCAAAGAUACCCGAUCAUUUUGUGUUCGUCAUCCUGGUCGGAAUGCCGUGGUUAACUGGGGUGAUUUAUAGCGUCGCCAUGAAAAAAAGUCGUUCCUCUAGUGUGGCUGCGGAGCCCUCAGUUAAGCAGAAGUCAAUUCUCUUCAUUUUAUUUGGGAUGGUGUAUGGGAUAUGGAUAACAGCUACGGAGUUUUAUGUAAAAUCGCAAGAGCUUCCUUUCCUUGGUGGAACAGACCGAACAAUCAAGCCUUCGCAGAUACCCAUAAUUACUCUCGCCGUGAUUUCUAUCCUCUUCCCUAUUCGCUCUCUCGUUCAACACAUUCGGAAGGAUGAUUCAUACGCCCACACACGUCUACCAACGCGUGAUACCGAGAAUCCAGAUCACGAUAACCAGGAUUAUACACCUUCUCGAACUCAUUCUCCUCUACAGCCUCAGCGCAACACGGCCGAUCAAGGGCAUAGCAGGACGGGUUUGGGCGCUCAAUGGAGGUCCUAUGAUCGAGCGCCUACCGAUGCUAGUCAACCAGCAGGCCUGAUGAGUGUCACUCGAGAUUACGAAAUGCAGGACCCAGUUCCACCAGCUUAUGUUUCUCUUCCUCUGAUGCGAUAUACCGAGGAGGGGUCAGACAGGGAAUUGUCGUCCGUGAGCUCAAGAUCGACUUUAAGAGCCUCUGUCAUUGAUGGAUCCAAAGCGGGGGUGGACAAGGGAAGUUGGUAGAGUGGGUUCCAGUUGGGUCUUAUAAUCUAUUCUCUGCAUCACUGCAUCAUUCUUUUGAUACAAUGGACCUGA